This is a messenger RNA of Thalassophryne amazonica, 6951 nucleotides long. RefSeq names its product C-myc promoter-binding protein-like. The transcript is spliced from 35 exons. Bases 274 to 6273 code for a protein of 1999 amino acids. Gene Ontology annotation, biological process: regulation of Rab protein signal transduction. Gene Ontology annotation, molecular function: protein binding. NCBI's taxonomy places the organism in Eukaryota, Metazoa, Chordata, Actinopteri, Batrachoidiformes, Batrachoididae. The record is from RefSeq and is a predicted model, not a curated record. Gene Ontology annotation, cellular component: cytoplasmic vesicle.
GAGAGAGAGAGAGAGAGAGAGAGAGAGAGAGACGGGGGGGCAGAGAGGGUUCCCAUCACACCAAGAUGGCGGCGGAGCCUCCAGCCGGCUCGGCGCUCCUACUGUCAGAAUCCUGCGGGGCUCCGACAGCUAACUGACGGUUACAGACAGAGGAGGAAGCCCUGAGCUCGUGUCCGUGUCGAAGGCGCCGUGAUGGAGCAGCAGCCUCCGUGUGUGAGUCUCCGUGAGGACUGAAGCAGCGUUCGAGCAGCCGGCCCUUGGUGGGAAUGGGAGAUGAUGGAGGACAAAGGCCCACGUGUAGCCGACUACUUUGUGGUGGCUGGUUUAACGGACGCUUCCACGCCACUGGACCAGGAGAUCCACUUUGACGAUGUCUGCCACAAGACGGCCAAACCCAAGGCACCCAUAACUGAUGUGGCAGUGAUAAUCCGCUCACUGGGUGAGGAAGUGCCACCAGGAUUCUCUUGUAUUGAGGCCACACCAACCGGUCUGUCAGCUGAUCUUAACAGCGGUGGCCUCAUGGCACCUCAGAUCUUCCUGUGCUAUAAACGAGGUCGUGACAAGCCACCCCUCACUGAUCUUGGUGUUCUUUAUGAGUGGAAGGAGCGUCUGAAGCAGGGCUGCCAUCUCAUCCAGACCACACCCUCAGGUCUACCAGCCAACAUCAGCAGUAACUCCUCCCAGCGCAUCUACAUGACCUACCGGCGGGCGCCUGAGAGCCAGCCACACGUUGCCCUGGCUGUCACUGAUAUCUGUAUCAUCAUUCCCAGCAAAGGAGAGACGCCACCCCACACCUUCUGCAAGGUGGACAAGAAUCUCAACAGCAGCAUGUGGGGAUCUUCUGUCUACCUGUGUUAUAAGAAGUCUGUGGCCAAAACCAACACGAUAGCCUACAAAGCAGGUUUAUUCAGCAGAUAUCCAGAGGAGGACUAUGAUUCAUUCCCUCUGCCCGAGUCUGUUCCUCUCUUCUGCCUUCCCAUGGGGGCCACAAUUGAGUGCUGGCCAGCAAACACCAAGUACUCCCUCCCUGUUUUCUCCACUUUUGUGCUGACUGGAGCAUCUGGAGAGAAGGUUUAUGGUGCUGCCAUCCAGUUCUACGAGCCCUACUCACAGGAGUGUCUGACGGACCAGCAACACUCUCAGCUUGGCCUGCUGAGCUCGGAUCCCCCAAAAUCUUAUACAGCAGCCAACAGCAGUACCCCCCAUUCAGUGUACACAAACAAGUGCAUAUGCCUGCUCUCCCACUGGCCCUUCUUUGAUGCUUUCCGCAAGUUCCUCACAUUCCUUUAUCGCUACUCCAUCUCUGGGCCUCAUGCUCUGCCCAUUGAGAAGCACAUCUCUCAUUUUAUGCACAAAGUUCCCUUCCCUUCCUCUCAGAGGCCUCGGAUCCUAGUGCAGCUCUCCCCUCAUGACAGCCUGAUGCUGAGCCAGCCUGUGUCUUCUCCUUUGCCACUCAGUGGUGGCCGAUUUUCCACACUACUUCAGAACCUGGGCCCAGAAAACACAGUCACUCUGCUGGUGUUUGCCGUCACUGAACACAAAAUCUUGGUUCACUCAUUACGACCAGCCACACUGACCAGUGUCACUGAAGCUCUCGUGUCUAUGAUCUUCCCAUUUCACUGGCCCUGUCCUUAUAUUCCUCUGUGUCCGCUGGCACUAGCUGAUGUGCUGAGCGCCCCGUGUCCAUUCAUCGUAGGUGUGGACUCCCGAUACUUUGAUCUUUAUGAUCCCCCACCAGAUGUGACAUGCAUCGACUUGGAUACAAACACCAUCUUCUACAACGAAGAUAAACAGGCUCUCACAUGGAAGAUUCUGCCAAAGAAGCCCUGCAAAACUCUAAUGAAAGUGCUGAGCAAUCUCUACCAGGAACUAGUUGAUGGUCAGUACAGGUCUGACGGGCUGCUGGAACUGUGCAUGAGUGAUUCAUCAGAGCUGAGCAGUGGGAAGAGCCUCCACACACUGGAGCUGGAGAUCCAGGAAGCCUUCCUGCGCUUCAUGGCAGCCAUCCUCAAAGGCUAUCGCUCCUUCUUAAGACCUAUCACCCAGGCACCUUCUGAGAAAGCGACCGACGCUAGCUCGCUUUUUGACUUGCAAGGAUUCCUGAAGAGCCGUGAUCGUUCACACCAGAAGUUCUACUCACUGAUGACCAAGACUCAGAUGUUCAUCCGUUUUAUUGAGGAGUGCUCCUUUGUCAGUGAUAAAGACACCAGCCUGGCCUUCUUUGAUGACUGUGUGGACAAACUCUUCAGUUCAGAGAGGAGUGCAGACAAAGGGGGGAAGGUGGACAGUGAUCGACCAGAGGAGACCAGACUGAUAGAGAUUGAUGAAUCCCAGCGCAGUGAACACACGGUCUUCAUCACUCCGCCAGAGUUGCCUCCACUACCUGAGGGGGAGGAGCAUCCACUCCACUACUUGUAUGAUGGCUUCCCAGUGUUGAGCCUGGACCUAUUUGACCCAGUGGAGGGUCUGCGGACAGCCUCCUCUCGUCUCGCUGCCCGGCACAGUUGUCCCACGAGCCCAGCACCCAUGUUCAGACGCACUAAGCAGGAAAUCAAAUCAGCCCAGAAGAUAGCCAAAAAGUACUCAUCCAUCCCUCAACUGUGGUCCAAGUGCCUUCUCCGUCACUGCUACGGUCUGUGGUUCAUCUGUCUGCCAGCAUAUGUAAAGGUUUGCCAUUCCAAAGUGCGAGCGCUGCGCACCGCCUACGAUGUUCUCAGGAAGAUGCAGGCUAAGAAGCUUCAACCCCCUGAUGAGGUGUGUUACCGUGUGCUGAUGCAGCUCUGUGGUCAGUAUGGACAGCCUGUCUUAGCUGUCCGUGUCCUCUUUGAGAUGAAGAAGGCUGGAGUCCAUCCCAAUGCCAUCACUUAUGGCUACUAUAACAAGGCGGUGUUGGAGAGCAAGUGGCCCUCCAGUACCAGAGGAGGCUACUUUCUCUGGAUGAAGCUGAGGAAUGUCGUUCUGAGCGUGGCUCAGUUCAAACGGGCACUACGGAGGCACCAACCCCUCACCCAGAGCCCUCUGUCAGAUGGCUGUGACCUGGAUGCUGUGAGUCACUGCAGCCUGGAAACCUCUGCCAGCACUAACCUGGCCGGGCAGGAUGCCUACGCCACCAGAGUAGACCCCACUGACGAUAAAUCUAGCACAGUUGGCCGUGGGGAUGGCAGCGUGAGCACCAGGGGCUUUGUGGCCCACUCACAGUGGGGGGGCUCUGAGCUCAGAGAAGCUACUCUCUGCACAGGGGAUCAGUCAGAUUUAGGUUAUAACUCACUGUCCAAAGAGGAGGUGAGGAGAGGAGACACCAAAGCCCCAGACUCCAUUCCUGACAAAGACGACAAGAAGGAGAGCGACUGCAGCUCCUUGUCCGAAACAGAAAGUGCCAAGGGAAGUGGAGAGUGCCUCCCUGAGAUGGACAUGGAUGUCAGUUCAUCCUUCAAACCCCGUAGCAUUGUUCGUAGCAGCUCUACCCAUGAUGACUCGGCCUGUAACCUCCAGACUUCCACUCGUGCAGGUCAUAUUGCUGGUCUUCUUUUUACUUCCUCCCUGGACGAUAUUGGUGAAGUCCAGACCAACAGCUUCCUCAGAAAACAGCAGACUGCCCCGGAUGAUGUGGUGGGUAGUAGCUCGAGGAUGAGAGGCCGUCCUUUGAGCAGUGACAUGAUAAACAGCGGUGGCAUCACUGUUCUGGGACUUGGCAUGAAACAGGGUGAAACUGAUCCCGAUAAGAUUGCAGGGCACCUGGGUGCUGAUGCCAAAAUUCUCUUUGGCACCAAUUUCAGUAAAAGUAAGAUGUCUCACUCACUGGCCAUGAGCCGGCUCGAAGAGGUGACUGUUAAUGCAGGUGCAGCUAGAAGCCAGGCGAACAGAGAGGAAGAAGAACUGGAGGAAGGUGAUUCAAGUGAUGAAGACCGAAACAAUGCAGAGGACAUUUUUGAUUUGGAAGACUUGGAUUUGGAUGGAACCAAUGGAGAUGCUAGGGUCUGCUUACACAAAAAUAGCAAACCUUACAAGAAACAUGUGGGACGCAGUGCCAGCUACAGUUGCAUGAGCGCCAUGGCCUCUAGAGGAUCUGCAAAGCGCACCGGUAUCAAGAUGGGGUAUGAUCCAUUAUCCCUACUAGCUGCACAGUCUCAGUCUAAACAGCAACCUGAGGACGAAUACAUGGAGCGGAUGGAGGUCAGCACACCUACUACCCGUAGGCACCUGGCUAGAGAAAUUGAGCUCUACAUGAACCACUUGGGCAGCCCGCUGAGCAGCCGGACCCCCAGCUUGGACCUGCAGGAUCAAACCAGCCCUCUUCUCCAUUCACAACGCCGACCUAGCUUGCCUCCCAGUUCCCCUCUCAGGACUGGUGUGGUACCACGCUCUCGCACCUACCACUUGCCUUCACCCUCUCAACCUAGCUCACACCAACGUCUUUGGUCAUCAGCAUCCUGUCACAGCUCAAGCACCACCCCAAGUCCGAGCCCACUAACCAGCCCUUACAGGGCAGACAGAGGAAUGAGCCUAGCGUCACCUUCACCCUCCUCUUCCUCAUUUGCCCUGGACACUCUGCUUACACCAACCUUGGAUGUCUUCAAGACCAACGUCUUCUCUGCUGGAAAGGGUGUGGCAGAGAAGGCUAGUCGCUGGUAUUCCCGUCUGGCAACCUACACCACACCUACCAAGGAUGGUCACAGUGAUGGUAUGAGUGUGUCCUCUCUGGGUGUUGCUGAACAAGACUCCUCCUCCCUCCUGGAUGAGGACGUCCAACGUGAGCCAGACAGCUGCCUGGCUUCCCCACACAGAAAUGGCUCAGUCAACCCCCGCAGGAGCCCUCGACGUAGCCCCCUCCGCAGCAGGCAGGACAGCCCCACCAUGAGCUCCAAAUCUUUGCUCCCCGGUUUCACCCUCUCACCUCCUGGAUUCUCUCUCCCUGACAAGUCUGACCUUGGCUCUUCACGCUACACCAGCAACACCAGCAUCUUCAACAACUAUGCCAUGGAGCUGCUGAUCUCCAGCUGCUCACGCUGUAAGACUUGUGACUGUCUCGUGUACGAUGAGGAGAUCAUGGCCGGCUGGACAGCAGACGACUCCAACCUGAACACCACAUGUCCGUUCUGUGGAAACCCCUUCCUGCCUUUCCUGAAUGUGGAGAUACGGGACAUGAGGGGGCCCGGCAGACUAUUCCUCAAAGGUAGUCCAUCAGUAGAGGAGGCAAUGAGCUUGUCAUGCUCAGCAUCCACAGGUUUAGACACGGGGACAUCCACCUUGUCCACCCCCUGUCCCACAAAUGCCACCUCUCCUCCGUUCCCAGUGAUUCCUAUCCAGGAUUGCUCAGGAAGCAGAAGGACACGGUCAACCAGUACUAAGGGUAUGGACAUCUCCACAGAGCGACGGCAGGGGGCGCCAGAUGCUGGGGCAUCUAUGGCCCGCAGUGUCAGUGCCUACAGCCCUCUGGAGAAUGUAUCUCACCUCAACUACUAUUUGCCAACUUCCGGCAGCCUGCCCAGCCGCCUCAAUGAAACCAGUGACCCACUGAGUAUGGACUGGAGGCUUCAUAACCCUGAGCCAGUUACAGUUCCCUACCUGAGCCCACUGGUGCUUUGGAAAGAGCUGGAGAGCCUGCUAGAGAAUGAGGGCGACCCGGUGAUCACAGAGGCUGACAUGGUGGACUAUCAUCCCAUCAUCUAUUGGAACCUAGUCUGGUACUUCAGACGGCUGGACCUGCCCAGCAACCUGCCUGGACUCAUCCUCACCUCAGAGCACUGCAACAGAGGCUCACAGAUCCCUCAUCACUGGAUGUCUGAAGACAGUAAACACGUGUUGAUUCAGAUCCUGUGGGACAACCUGAAGCUGCACCAGGACCCCAUCCAGCCUCUCUAUAUCCUGUGGAACACAUACAGGCUUAACUGUACUCUGUUGUUAGAAAAUGUAGGUUACCCUUUGUCGCGACCGGUUCUUCAGGAGGAGAAGCCGUUCAGUGAGGAGUUACUGCAAAGCGUGGUGAAAAGCAUCCAGCGGAACGACAUUAGCAGGCCUAUGGCUCAGUUGCUUCAGUUGCUGGGCCAGACACUCAGGGUCAAAAGACAAAGGAGUUUGUACAGAGACAUCCUGUUCCUCUCCCUGGUGGCUUUGGGAAAAGACAACAUCGACAUAGAUGCUUUUGACCGUGAAUACAAGCUGGCGUAUGACCGCCUGAGGCCAAGCCUGGUGAAACUGAGCCAUAACUGUGACCGUCCUCCUAGCACGGGGGUAAUGGAGUGUCGGAGGACAUUUGGGGAGCCUUACCUGUGAAUGCUCACUAUGACGACAUGCACAACAGAGAUAUUCUCAGCAUGCAUGCCAGUGCUUUCAGGUCAGCUCAGGAAACCUGUGUCGGAGGAUUGUGAAUGUGAACUGCAGUGACAUUUUGUCAAACUUCAAACAAUGAAAAGGCGCUACUGUCAUUGGUCAGCUUUCUGUGUGCUGACUCAAAAACCACAACUUUACAGAUGUCAUCUCACUGGCAUAGCAGUGACAGAAACACCAGUGUUUAUACAGUGUUGUUGAGACUCUCAUCUGUUUUCUAUGUUGUAAAUCCUGUGCAAAUAUAUAAAACACUGUAUAUACAGAGACUUUUUUAAAAAUGUUUGUAUUGUAUAGUCAUAUAUGAAGACUAUUAUUAGCAAUAUUUUAACUUGAAUUCUAUUUAUACAAAGUAAGCUUUAUUUAUUGUAGUGUCUUCUCUUUCCUAUAUAUUGUGUAAACAUUUUAAACCUGGAGCUGGAAGCAUAAAACAGAUUCAAAACUGUACGUACAAAAACAGAAAAAUGCAGAAGUCCAUUUUUUCUUUUUUUUUUCUUUUUUGCCAGAUGCAAAUGUCUGUCUUUUUACUCUGCGUGUAAAUCUGUCUGUACAUGUAAGAGCCAGAUCUCCACUCCCAUAUUUAACCUGAUAUGGUCAUAGACACUCCUUUAAUCAUCUGUUUGCUUA